Molecule: messenger RNA, 1242 nt
Organism: Rosa chinensis
Lineage: Eukaryota; Viridiplantae; Streptophyta; Magnoliopsida; Rosales; Rosaceae
Product: nudix hydrolase 18, mitochondrial
Exons: 5
Coding region: 333-953 (206 amino acids)
Cellular component (GO): cytoplasm; nucleus
Molecular function (GO): pyrophosphatase activity
Source: RefSeq, a predicted model, not a curated record
AAUACAAACUGAGAAGCUCUAGUUUGUUUAUCCUCCCCCUCCUCUUCACUUGGAUUCCCAUCACCAUUUGUAAAAAAAAAAAAGCCUUAACCUUUUUUGCUCUAGAAGAACAAGUUACAAUCUUUAUAUAAAGGCUCAACCAAAUACGGCACUCCAAUUUUAGAGUUUUCCGUUUCCUGAUUUUCCGAAUUUGGUUUCUCCAAGACACCAAAUUGAUGCGUCUACUUUCCUCAAGAAAUACUGCACCUCCUUUUGUGUCUAUAUUUCCUCAAGAAUAUUGCACCUCCUUUCUGUUUCGUGUUGAUUAGGAAGUGUGAGAGAGAGAGAGAAAGAUGGGCAUCUAUCUAUCCAGAAAUAUAGCAAGUUUCAUUUUCUCCUCUCCCCUCUUCUCCAAGAAAAAUGGUGGUAUUCCCAUUCCCAUGCAGUUGGAGAACAUGGUCUCCUUGGUUUCCCGGACUGGAAGGCAUUUGCAGCGCUACGAUAAAGGCUGCCGCCAAGUUGUAGGAUGCAUACCCUACAGAUAUAGGCAAACAAAACAGGAAUCUUUAUCUACGGAGGAAAUAGAAGUUCUUGUGAUUAGUUCACAAAAGGGUAAAGGAAUGUUGUUCCCAAAGGGAGGUUGGGAACUUGAUGAGUCCAUUGAAGAAGCGGCUUACCGAGAAACGCUAGAGGAGGCUGGUGUGACUGGCCAUCUUGAGCCUAAAUUGGGCAAAUGGCGUUACAAGAGCAAAAGCCAGGGCACUUUUCAUGAGGGGUACAUGUUCCCUUUGCUUGUCAACAAGCAGUUCGAGUCUUGGCCUGAGAAGACUGUCAGGAAACGAGAAUGGAUGACUCUUGCUGAAGCUAAAGAAGCAUGCCAAAAUUGGUGGAUGAAGGAAGCUUUGGAUGAAUUUGCUCGUCGAAAAACGCAGCACCAAAAGAAAGAAGAACAAGAUGAGCCUGUUUGUACAUAACAGAGUGAGAGAGCCAUACUUUGGUUUUUGUUCAAUUAUUUGGACGACCAAACGGAUCUAGGGGGAGAAGUAACUUUCCAAUACUCAUUAGAAAUGAGCUAGUUAAAAGAGAAAACUGAAGAGUUGUUUCCUUUACAGUUCUGUCGCUGUACAAUGUAGUCGAAGAUCUAGAAACAGAACGCCUGUUAGAUGUACAAACUCCAUUCUUUCAAUUCAAUUCAUUUUGAUUCUUUUGUAUAUGAGUUCACCGUGGAAUAAUGAACGUUUUAGCCAACUCUAGUUGAUAAUU